AUCAUUGCACUAUAUUCCGUGUUUGCUUCUUACGCUACGUUAUUUAUCCGUGGUUUAUAUGAAUGUGAAUUAGUUGUUUACGGUAAAUGAUGUAUAAGUAUUGGUAUUCGUUUUAAACAGUCUGCUGUAUAAGGAGUCAUGGUUGGAAUGUGGAAACCAGAGCCCCCACAUGAGGAGUACGAUGAGAAUCUAUUCACGGCUGAAACAGGAAUUGUUGUAGUGGAGCAAGAUAGUUCUGACAGUGAGGAUGAAGAUGCAGUUCACAGUGGUUAUCAACUUCUUGCACAAGGACCAAACGAUCUUAAUAAUACUGAAAAUGAAGAUGAUUCGGUGAGUGCCGACAUUCUUCCCGGAUCAUCCGUGGCAGAUGUCAUCGUUGCUGACCCUGUAGACUCAGAAGACGCUGGUGCUUCACACGUGGUCUUAGAUCAGUGUAACCUUGAAAAUGACAGACGUGCUGAAGUGAAAGAGUUGUGGUCUGGUUCUUCGAAUGGUAACGCCAUUGAAAUGGGGUUGGAUCAAGCUGAACGAGUGAGAAUUGCCAUGGAAAAAUUUUCCCUUCCCCCAUUAUCAAUACCUGCGUGGGCGCUCGAGGUGUCGGGGGAGCAGUGGAAACAGCAGUUACUGGAUCGAGCUAAAAGACUACAGCAGGGCGACUGACGACCAGAAACUUCAGGAGCUUCAGGAAGGUAAUUUGAACUUCGAUUAUCUUCAGAAAAUAACUUAUUGAAGACAAUUUGCUUUUACCUAUUGAAUGUAUUUGUUCCUUAGUCGUAUCAUCGUCCAUUUUUGAAUACUGGAUGCUGGGUUUCUGUUUAUGUAGAUUGAGUUCUGUAAAAGAAAGUACACCGUGUUCUUAUAAUAGCUUUCUGUGGGGCUGGAUUAGUUUUUAUUGCUAAUUAAUUGUUCCUGUAAUAAUGUUACUUAUUGUGGAGUAAAGUGAAAUGUCAAAUUCUGA
Molecule: messenger RNA, 958 nt
Organism: Zootermopsis nevadensis
Lineage: Eukaryota; Metazoa; Arthropoda; Insecta; Blattodea; Termopsidae
Source: RefSeq, a predicted model, not a curated record